Somion occarium is the source of this 1889-nucleotide messenger RNA. The record is from the annotation of a GenBank genome assembly. NCBI's taxonomy places the organism in Eukaryota, Fungi, Basidiomycota, Agaricomycetes, Polyporales, Cerrenaceae.
GCUGCAACGUUUCAUGCUAAUGCUGCAGCAGUCCUUUUCCAAGCCGCUUUCCUUUCUCCCUCAUUGUCAUUGCAGCUUUCUUUCAGUAUUUUGUCAGUCUCGUUAGGCGCAUUCCAUUCUCUCUAUCCCUCUCUAGGCUAUCUGUAAUUCUUUUAGAAAUUACGGUUACAUCGCUUCCUCGCCUCCGAGUCUUCUUGGACCUUGCAGUCCCCGUCUAGAAAGAAUACUGCCCGCCGAUACUAUAGCUUAUCUGAACGCCUCAUCAUGUCCCCUAGAGAUUCAAAGGAAACUGAGGACGACGUCGUAGAAAUGAAGAAGGCAUUAGCUACUGGUUCGGCGAAAGAUGCUUCCCCAGUUUCCUCCGUACCUCCUAUACUUUGUUACUGCCUUGCCUCGAUUCUGAUGACCGUUGUAAACAAAGUGAGUGGUAUACGCUCGUAUUCCUACACUCUAAUCAGUCGACUUCAGUUCGUAGUAUCCGGACGGCAAUUCAACAUGAACUUCCUCUUACUCUGCAUACAAUCGUCUGUCUGUGUAUCGUGUGUAUACGUUGUCAAGAAACUUGGAAUCAUCUCGUUCCGAGACUUUGACAUGAAGGACGCGAAGUCCUGGUUUCCUAUCAGUUUCGCGCUCGUUAGUGUGAUAUACACUGGCAGCAAGAGCCUGCAAUACCUGAGUAUACCCGUGUAUACCAUUUUCAAGAAUUUGACCAUUAUCCUCAUCGCAUACGGAGAAGUGCUCUGGUUCGGAGGGCGCGUUACUGGCCUUACGCUGGUCUCAUUCAUUUUCAUGGUCUUGUCUUCGGUUAUAGCAGCGUGGGCAGACAUCAAUGACGCCUUGACGGUCAAUCUGAGCGACCCCGCUGUUGUCGAAGCAACAUCCUGGGACCUCGACAGAGUGACUGGCGUAGUCUCCAAGCUCAACAUCGGUUACCUCUGGAUGUUGGUCAAUUGCCUAACUAGCGCCGCAUAUGUCUUGGCCAUGCGCAAGCGAAUCAAAGUUACGGGGUUCUCGGAUUGGGACACUAUGUUCUAUAACAACUUACUGUCCAUUCCCGUCCUUGCUGUAUUCUCUAUCAUUGCGGAGAACUGGAGUGUAGAAAACCUCCACCGGAAUUUCCCCGAAGAGACGAGGGAUUUCCUACUAUCCGCUAUCGCAUUCUCAGGUGCCGCUGCUGUCGGCAUUUCCUAUACGACCGCCUGGUGUAUCCGCGCAACAAGUAGCACAACAUAUAGCAUGGUGGGGGCACUGAACAAACUGCCGGUCGCGGCCUCGGGAAUGAUCUUCUUUGGAGAUGCAGUCACUCUUGGCUCAGUGUCGGCUGUUACCGUGGGAUUCUUCGCAGGACUCGUAUACGCAGUUGCCAAGAAUAACCAGAAGAAAGCUGAGGCAGCGAGUCAGCCUGGGAUCAUACCGCUGACAAGCCGAAAAGAGUAACGAUAUUGUGCUAUGCUACAGGAUAGAAUGCAGGUUUUAAUAUUGUAUGCAAUUUCGCUCGAGGUCGGUGAUAGAGGUGGGCACUGUGCGGAUGAAGAUUCUCGGGCGAACGUUGUUGAACGGAUCCUGCCGCUGUAACGCCGUGAGUAUGAGUGGCUGCCUGUGGCUGCAAAAAGUUCUUGGGUUUCGGUUAUGUAGUUGCCUGAGAUCGGAGAUUCGACGGCCAGAUAAGGUUCCAUUGAUCUACUUAUCUCCUCCUUCCUCUUUCCGCCGUGUACUCUUUCCUUUCCCCGCUUUACUUACUAGUCGUGUACAUCGUUGUGCAGGACAGUCUUCUUGUUUCAAACGUCAUCGCUGUAGUGUCUGCGCAACGGAGAACACGGCUAGCGUCGAAAUUGUUGCUCUUGGUUAACUCUUGAUUCUGACAUAAUGGCAUCGAGCGCAUCCUCGUC